Molecule: messenger RNA, 1291 nt
Organism: Porites evermanni
Lineage: Eukaryota; Metazoa; Cnidaria; Anthozoa; Scleractinia; Poritidae
Source: the annotation of a GenBank genome assembly
UUAGAGGAAGUGUCCUUUCCGGAAGCGGUAAUUGUUUUCUCGCUGUGUCCAUUAACAGUUACCUUAAACGCAGCAGUAAUACUGGUAAUAUGCCAAGAUCCAUACAAGGAGCUUAGGGGAACAGCCGCCAACUACUUCAUUUUAAACCUUGCUGUGUGCGAUUUUCUCAUCGGCUUUCCCGGCGAGCUACUGCUUGGACUUCGUCAUUGGUUUCCUGACAACCGUACGCUUAUACAAGCAGGGUAUUCUGUCAACCACGUAGCGUUUCUUGCUUCGAUUUUUACGAUCCUUAUCCUUGCAGUGGAACGGCUCAUUGUCAUCGCUUUCCCCUUAAGAAGAGUCAAACUGACGACUUGUAACAGAAAUCUUUGUUUUAUGGCAGUGUGGUUAUCAGCUUUAACCUUGGCGAUACCUACCAUUAUACGUUGGGACUUGUAUUUAAAAUCUGAUAUAUCUUGGGUUUUUAACUUCAUCUGCAUCCCUAUAACAAUCAUAGUUUUUUGUUGCUACACGGGGAUUUACGUUCUGGUAAGAAGACAGUUGUAUCGCAAUGUAGAAAGGGAACGGUUAUUAGAAGGACAGUCUUUGACAGAAAAUUCUCGCCUGGUGCAAAAGCUGAAAAUGAAGGAGAGAAGUGUGGCGUACACAACAUUCAUAUUGGUUUUGGUACUUACGGUUUGUUGGAUUCCAGUAUCUGUCGCUGUAAACAUAAAUGCAUGGUGCAGUGCAUGUCUUUGCGAAUACAAUUGGCACUAUCUGGUUUGUUUGACAUUUCUGCACCCAGUGCUAAACCCGAUUGCUUACUCAUUACGUACCGCNUUUAACCUUGGCGAUGCCUACCAUUAUACGUUGGGACUUGUAUUUAAAAUCUGAUAUAUCUUGGGUUUUUGACUUCAUCUGCAUCCCUAUAACAAUCAUAGUUUUUUGUUGCUACACGGGGAUUUACGUUCUGGUAAGAAGACAGUUGUAUCGCAAUGUAGAAAGGGAACGGUUAUUAGAAGGACAGUCUUUGACAGAAAAUUCUUGCCUGUUGCAAAAGCUGAAAAUGAAGGAGAGAAGUGUGGCGUACACAACAUUCAUAUUGGUUUUGGUAUUUACGGUUUGUUGGAUUCCAGUAUCUGUCGCUGUAAACAUAAAUGCAUGGUGCAGUGCAUGUCUUUGCGAAUACAAUUGGCACUAUCUGGUUUGUUUGACAUUUCUGCACCCAGUGCUAAACCCGAUUGCUUACUCAUUACGUACCGCUAGGUUUCGAAAAGCCUUUAGGAAAGUUAUCGGAAAAAGUAUUUUUUAA